UCAAUUACCACUUUGCCAUUGAUCGUAAGCAAAGUCAAUGUAACAACAAGAUUGAGUGAAGACAGAUAUGAAGAUGUUUCAACAAUCAGUUGAUACCAGACAAGGCCUGCAUCACAUUCUGCUGAUAGCUGCACUCAUUGGAUUUGUCCAAGACCUGAGCAGCGGAGGAGGAGCGCAUGCAUGGAGCUACGACUUCAACAUCAGUUCAAACCGCGAAUGGCUGAAGGCCCGUCAGUGGUGCCAGCAGCACUUCACAGACAUGGUGCCCAUCAGGAACCAGGAGGAGAGUGACUUCAUCAACGAUUUUCUACCUUUUAACGCAAAAUAUUACUGGAUAGGCAUAGGCAAAAGGGAGGGAGAGUGGGUCUGGAAAAAAACAGACGAGAAGGUGCCAGAAGAUGCUCAGAACUGGGCGGCAGAGGAGCCAGAUAAAAUCGCCACUCAGGACUGUGUGGAGAUUUACAUCAAGAGGGAUAAAGACACAGCCAAGUGGAACAACGAGAACUGUCACAAGAGGAAGGGAACCGUCUGCUAUGGAGCCUCUUGUAAACCAGAGUCCUGCAGUGCCAAUGCAGACUGUGUGGAGACGGUGGGUAACUACUCCUGCCAGUGCCAUCCUGGUUUCCUGGGGUCACGCUGUGAAGAGGCAAUCGCGUGCAAACCCCUGCUGGACCCAGAACAAGCUUCCAGCAACUGUUCCCGUCCCUACGGGUCAAAUAGUUUCAACUCUUCCUGCCGUUUCUUCUGUGAUCUCGGCUUUCGCAUGGUGGGCGAGUCCCCUCUGCUGUGCCAGGCCAGUGGACUGUGGACCCACCCUGUUCCUCUGUGUCAAGUUGAACAGUGUCCAUUCCUGAACCACAGCAGCAUCAAGAACUGCAGCCACCCGAUCGCCCCGUACAGCUUCAAGUCCGUCUGCGAGGUCCGGUGUGAUGAAGGCUACGAGCACCGUGGACCGGACCAGAUACGCUGCCACCACAACGGCCAGUGGACAUCCAUAGUCCAAGAUUGUACAGUAAAAAGGUGCUCCCCCGCUUUCUUUCCUGUCUCGGGCAAUGUGACCUGUGUGGACGCUGUGGAGCCUUUCUCUUUUGGUUCACGAUGCAACUUCACCUGCCAGGAAGGCUACUACCUGACCAGAGACGACACAUACACCUGUCUGGCCUCGGGACAAUGGAGCAACCCUACACCUACAUGCACAGUGGUGCAAUGCAACAGUUUAAAGGCUCCACCUCAUGCCUCCAUGCGAUGUCAGGACCCAGGAGUGAACAGCUAUGGCUCAAUAUGCUCCGUGCUAUGUGAAGAAGGAUUUGAUCUGAUUGGUGGAAACAUGACGAAAUGUUCUGCCCAGGGAAACUGGAGUCAUGCACUUCCUGUUUGCCAGGCUAAGAGGUGUGACCCAAUAAAUCCUCCUCAUGGCUCCCUAUCCUGUUCCGACCCAAACGGACUGUUCAGUUUUGGGUCUCUGUGCAAGACAACCUGCGACGAGGGCUUUCUUCUGAAUGGGACCAACAGCACUGAGUGCACUUCCCAGGGUGUCUGGAGUGCAGACAUCCCACAAUGCUCGGCUAAAAGAUGUCCCACCCUGAGCUCCCCCUCUCAUGGCUCCAUAGUCUGCUCUGAUUCUCAUGGAGAGUUCAGUUUUGGUUCUCGGUGCACGUCAACCUGUGAGGAGGGUUUUCUUCUGAAUGGGACGGCUGUCAAUGAGUGCACCUCUCUGGGCACAUGGAGCACAGAUAUCCCAUAUUGCUUAGCUAAAAGAUGUCCCACCCUGAGCUCCCCCUCUCAUGGCUCCUUAGUCUGUGCUGAUCCUCAUGCGGAGUUCAGUUUUGGUUCUCAGUGUGUAUCAACAUGUGAGGAGGGUUUUCUCCUGAAUGGGACGGCUGACACAGAGUGCACCUCUCUGGGCACGUGGAGCACAGAAAUUCCACGUUGCUUAGCUAAAAGAUGUCCAACCCUGAGCUCUCCCUCUCAUGGCUCCUUAGUCUGCUCUGAUUCUCAUGGAGAGUUCAGUUUCACUUCUCGGUGCACGUCAACCUGUGAGGAGGGUUUUCUGCUGAAUGGGACGGCUGACACAGAGUGCACCUCUCUGGGCACGUGGAGCACAGAAAUUCCACGUUGCUUAGCUAAAAGAUGUCCCACUCUGAGCUCUCCCUCUCAUGGCUCCCUAGUCUGCUCUGAUUCUCACGGAGAGUUCAGUUUCACUUCUCGGUGCACGUCAACCUGUGUGGAGGGUUUUCUGCUGAAUGGGACGGCUGACACAGAGUGCACCUCUCUGGGCACGUGGAGCACAGAUAUCCCACAUUGCUUAGCUAAAAGAUGUCCCCCCCUGAGCUUUCCCUCUCAUGGCUCCUUAGUCUGCUCUGAUUCUCAUGGAGAGUUCAGUUUCACUUCUCGGUGCACGUCAACAUGUGAGGAGGGUUUUCUGCUGAAUGGGACGGCUGACACAGAGUGCACCUCUCUGGGCACGUGGAGCACUGAAUUAUCCCACUGCCUGGCACGGCCAUGCCCCCUACUGGACAAGGCCCCACAUCACGGGAGGAUGAACUGCAGCCAUCCGUACUCCUCUUUCAGCUAUGACUCCAGCUGUGACUUUGAAUGUAAUGAGGGCUUCUGGCUGAGAGGAACACCAACUAUGACAUGCAAUACCUCAGGACACUGGCGUCAGGAUCCACCCAGCUGCCAGCCGUUACAGUGUGAGGCUAUUCCUGCCUUGUUUGGAUCCCUGUCUAUGAACUGCUCCCAUCCUCUGGGGAACUUCAGCUUUGGCUCUCAGUGUAUUUUUGCCUGUGAAGGGGGAUUCUCCAUGAAUGGCACUGAGCUGUUGUUUUGCUCCUCCUCUGGGAUUUGGAACGACAGCCGGCCAAACUGCACAGAGGAUCUACCAGUGUGGGCUGCCUUGCUGCUGUCUUCAGGUAUCGGAGUGGUCGUGGCGCUGGUCCUGAUUGGACUGGCUGUGUUGAUCAUAAUGAGAUUUAGAAAAAAAAGUGGACAUAACAUGAUGUCUGAAGCACCAGCAUGGGGAGACAGAGAGAACCCAGCAUUUGAUUUUGACUCCUGAUUUUUCUAAUCAUUUCAAAUUCUUUAGCCUAAUGCUCUCAAUCAAUACAUCAAGCUUGUUUAAAAUACAACACUGGAACCAAGAAAUUGCACAUAGUAGGAAUAGAGCUUUGAAUUGAUGGGUUAUUACAAUUUCCACUCAAUAAAAAUUAGAUCAUUUAAGAUUCAAAGACUUCAUUUGCAAAAGCACAAUAUAGUGGAGUUGUUGUCAAUGAAAGUCCUAAAUCCCUAAUCCCUAAUUAUACGCAUUCUGCAUGAAAACCCUCUCAUGUUCUUAAUGACACAAAAUACAGUCAAUGGGCAUAUUUUUCUCUCUGUCUUGCUUUGUAUAUUGCUUGAUUGACAAUAAACUAUUUUGAAUUGUC
Messenger RNA from Notothenia coriiceps (black rockcod), 3422 nucleotides. RefSeq names its product selectin P (gene selp). Gene Ontology annotation, biological process: cell adhesion. Bases 68 to 3058 code for a protein of 996 amino acids. The record is from RefSeq and is a predicted model, not a curated record. NCBI's taxonomy places the organism in Eukaryota, Metazoa, Chordata, Actinopteri, Perciformes, Nototheniidae. The transcript is spliced from 18 exons. Gene Ontology annotation, cellular component: membrane.